Molecule: messenger RNA, 441 nt
Organism: Eufriesea mexicana
Lineage: Eukaryota; Metazoa; Arthropoda; Insecta; Hymenoptera; Apidae
Exons: 3
Coding region: 1-441 (146 amino acids)
Source: RefSeq, a predicted model, not a curated record
AUGCAAUGCAAUCGUUGUACCCCCGCCUCAUCUUGGUUCCCUGGGCCUGGGCAGGGCACCGCUAUAAAAGCAUACCGCGUCGCCCCUCAGAUACGUAGUGUUUUCCCGUGUACUGCACAAGAAAAAUCGCCCACAAUGAAGUUCGUCAUUGUUCUGUUCGCCGCUAUGGCUGUCGCCAGUGCCUACCCUGGUAUCAUACCGUACUCCGCACCGGUACAUGCCCCGGAAGUGCACCAAGUGCUUCAGAUCCCGCAGCAAGCGUCGAUUCCGGCCCCACAUCCACAGCCCCUGAACAUUAAGAUCCCGCAUGUGCCGACCGUGAAGAUCCCAUACCACGGCCCUAAGGUCGUCCAGCCACAUCUGAUCGGCGUGGAACAUUACGUAGAGCCCGAAAUAAAGAUCGUCAAGGCUGCUCCCAUCUCCCAUCAUCCCUGGGAUUAA